Molecule: messenger RNA, 1296 nt
Organism: Entrophospora candida
Lineage: Eukaryota; Fungi; Glomeromycota; Glomeromycetes; Entrophosporales; Entrophosporaceae
Source: the annotation of a GenBank genome assembly
AUGAUUGCUUCUAAAAUUUAUUCAGUUGCCACUACAUUAUAUUUGGUUUCAUUGUUGUUUUCGGCUGUUUUAGUCGUCUCUGCUAAAAUCGAGUGUACUAAAAGUGCUUCAAGCGAAGAAUUCAACAUAAAUAAAAAAGAAUUUAUGGUUUUGCUUGAACCUAAAAAAGGGACCGAAAAUACGGCAAUUCUUAGACAACAUUUGGAUUUUUUUAAAGAUUGCUUGGGCAUGGAUUCUCUACCAUUUCUAGAUCAAAACAAUGGGAAAAUUACAACAAAAAAACCUUCACCAAAUACAGUAUUGUAUUUUUCUGUCAGCACCCUUUUUGGUUUUUUUGGUUCUUUUGAUCCUCAAUUAGUUGAAGAACAAAUUAAAUCAUUACCUAGCAUUAAAUCAGUCGAAAAGGUGUCAAAAGUUAAAGCCUUUGCUCCUAUACAAAAUAGUGGUGGUAGUACAACCGUUAGUACUUCAUUUUAUGACUUGGAUCGUAUAGAUCAAAGAAAUAAUAAUUUAGAUGGAAAGUACACUUUUCCUACUCCAGCCGGUGAAGAUGUAAAUGUCUAUGUGGUUGACACUGGUAUAAAUCAAAAUAUGGCAGAAUUCGAUGAUCGUGUUAGAUUUGGUGGUUCUUUUUGUGAUGGAUGUUCUGACGUGGAUGAUAACGGUCAUGGCUCAGCAGUUGCAAGUGUUAUUGGUAGUAUAAAUUUUGGUGUAGCGAAAAAAGUAAAUCUUAUAGCUGUCAAAGUACUUAAUGCGGCAGGGGAUGGAUCUAAUGGUGAUGUUAUUGCCGGUUUAGUAUUUGUAUUAAAUGAACAUUUGGCAAACAUGAACAAAAAGACAGUCGUUAAUAUGUCAUUGGGUGGCGGAUUUUCAGAAAUAGUAAACGAAGUAGUACGAGUUCUCACAGAUAAUGGUAUACAUGUUAUCGUGGCUGCCGGAAAUGAGUCAAUUGAUGCUUGUAAUGUCUCACCUGCAAGUACACCAUCAGCAAUUACAGCGUGCGCAACUGAAAAGACAAGUGAUUCAAUUACUGAUUUCUCAAAUUUUGGACCUUGCGUUGACAUUUGUGCUCCUGGUAGGAAUGUUCCUUUACUUAACUUUGGACUCUUACCUAGCGAAGAAUCUGGUACAAGCUUCUCAUCUCCGCUAGUUGCGGGUGCUGUUGCUUUAAAAAUCAGUACUAUUGGUAAUCUUAGUCCUUCAGAAAUGGCCAAUGAAUUAUUUUCUGAUAGCACCAAAAAUAUUAUUACAGGAUUACCAGCUGGCACACCAAAUAGAUUCUUAUUUGUUUCUUAA